GCCACGCAUUAGAUGUCAAAGUCAGAGGCAUAGUGUGUGUUUGACCGGCAAUUCCUAUUUUUCUGUGUUAUGGACACGUCAGGGGGACUGUCUAAGCUCAAGCUGAGCCUGGAGAAGCAGGAGCAUCUCGUGAAAUUGGCUAUUUUGACGAUAGCUGCAAUUUUGUCAUUCGCCACCCGGCUCUUCUCCGUGCUGCGCUUCGAGAGUGUCAUCCAUGAGUUUGACCCCUACUUCAACUACCGCACCACUCGCUUCCUGGCCGAGCAGGGCUUCUACAGCUUCCACAACUGGUUCGACGACCGAGCAUGGUAUCCCUUGGGCAGGAUCAUCGGCGGCACGAUCUAUCCGGGCCUGAUGAUUACCUCCGCUUUUCUCUAUCGCGUCAUGUGGCUCUUCAACGUCACCAUCGACAUUCGCAACGUUUGCGUCUUCCUGGCUCCCUUCUUCUCGUCCCUCACAACAAUCGUCACGUACUUACUCACCAAGGAGAUUCAUAGCACAGGAGCAGGCCUCGUGGCCGCUGCAAUGAUCUCCAUCGUUCCUGGAUAUAUUUCCCGCUCAGUGGCCGGAUCGUAUGACAAUGAGGGCAUCGCCAUAUUCUGCAUGCUCCUCACGUACUACAUGUGGAUCAAGGCAGUGAAGACGGGCACAAUCCUCUGGAGCACGCUCGCGGCGCUCGCCUACUUCUACAUGGUGUCAUCCUGGGGAGGCUAUGUCUUCCUCAUCAACCUCAUUCCCCUGCACGUGCUGGCGCUCAUGAUCACCGGACGCUUCUCUCACCGCAUCUACAUUGCCUACAGCAUUGUCUAUUGCGUGGGAACCAUCCUCUCCAUGCAGAUCUCCUUCGUGGGAUUCCAGCCAGUGCAGAGCUCUGAACACAUGCUGGCUCUCGGCGUCUUUGGCCUGUGUCAAAUCCACGCGUGCGUGGACUUCCUGCGAUCGAAGAUGUCCAGGGAGCACUUUGACAUCCUGUUCAAAGCACUCUUGGGAUUCAUUCUCGGCGUGUCGGUCCUCAUUGGAAUCAUCCUGUCCAUCACUGGCAAGGUGUCACCGUGGACUGGGCGCUUCUACUCUCUUCUCGAUCCGAGCUAUGCUAAGAAUCACAUCCCGAUUAUCGCCUCAGUUUCCGAACAUCAACCGACAUCGUGGUCAUCCUUCUACUUUGAUCUGCAAAUUCUAGUCUUCUUGUUCCCCGCUGGACUCUACCUCUGCUUCUCAAAGCUCACCGACGCCAACAUCUUCAUCAUUCUCUAUGGCGUCACCAGUAUCUAUUUUGCCGGCGUGAUGGUGCGCUUGAUGUUGGUCCUGGCACCAGUGAUGUGCGUCCUCUCGGGAAUCGCGGUAUCCCACUUGAUGGCAAAGUACAUCAGAAGUGUGGACAAUACGCAAACAAAAACACAGGAUCCGAAGAAGUCAAAGAAGUUCGAGCAACAAUCGACAGUAUCCAGUGAAACUGCUAUAGCCUUCGUCUUCGUCCUGUCAUUCCUGCUGAUCACCUACACAUUCCACUGCACCUGGGUGACUUCUGAAGCCUACUCCUCGCCAAGUAUCGUCCUGGGAGCUCGAUCGCACGACGGAGGACGCAUAAUCUUUGAUGAUUUCCGAGAAGCAUACUAUUGGCUGCAGAUGAAUACUCCUGAGGACGCAAAGGUGAUGUCAUGGUGGGAUUACGGGUAUCAGAUAACGGCAAUGGCGAAUCGGACAAUUUUGGUGGACAACAACACAUGGAACAAUACUCACAUUUCGCGCGUUGGCCAGGCAAUGGCAUCCACAGAAGAGAAGGCCUACGAGAUUAUGCGUGAACUGGAUGUGGACUACGUGCUGGUGAUCUUCGGUGGUCUCACGGGCUACUCGUCGGACGAUAUCAACAAGUUCCUGUGGAUGGUUCGCAUCGGCGGCAGCACGGAUCGCGGGUCGCACAUUAAGGAGCAGGACUACUAUGCGCCCAGCGGCGAGUUCCGUGUGGACAAAGAGGGCUCUCCGACGCUCCUCAAUUGUCUCAUGUACAAAAUGUGCUACUACCGAUUCGGGCAGGUGUACACGGAGGGCGGAAAGCCACCAGGAUAUGAUCGUGUGCGAAGCGCAGAGAUUGGCAACAAGGACUUCGAGCUCGAUGUGCUGGAGGAAGCGUACACCACGGAACACUGGCUUGUACGGAUAUACAAAGUAAAGGAGCUGAGGAAUCGUGGAGUGUGAGGAUGUCAUUACCCCCCAAGGAGUCGCAAAGAGCAUCACAGAACUGCAUUUUCAACAGUGUCAGUUGGGCAAAAGUUGUCUGAUCAACUCGCAAAUGGAAUGAUUUUUUUUAUUGUACAAAAUGAGAGAGAGAAAAUGACACAGGAUCUAAAUAAAGUUUAGGAUGCUUUUCUACUGUAAAAUGUACCACGUUUUAAUGGAAUAAACACAAUCUGCAAAUUCAAA
Molecule: messenger RNA, 2421 nt
Organism: Phlebotomus argentipes
Lineage: Eukaryota; Metazoa; Arthropoda; Insecta; Diptera; Psychodidae
Gene: Stt3A
Product: dolichyl-diphosphooligosaccharide--protein glycosyltransferase subunit STT3A
Exons: 6
Coding region: 70-2196 (708 amino acids)
Biological process (GO): post-translational protein modification
Cellular component (GO): membrane
Molecular function (GO): dolichyl-diphosphooligosaccharide-protein glycotransferase activity
Source: RefSeq, a predicted model, not a curated record